Molecule: messenger RNA, 2200 nt
Organism: Bursaphelenchus xylophilus (pine wood nematode)
Lineage: Eukaryota; Metazoa; Nematoda; Chromadorea; Rhabditida; Aphelenchoididae
Source: the annotation of a GenBank genome assembly
AUGACGAGUUAUAUUCGUUCAGAGUUCGAACCAGUGAAAGUGGCGGAUGUGCCGUUUCAUGCGGAGUACCUGGACCUCAUCAAAGGAUAUGCCGAACGAGGACUGACUGCUUUUGUGAGUGCAAUAAUACUAUAAUAUACUUUCAACUCGUUUAGAGCAAAAUCUCGCAAAACGAGCAACUUUAGCGGUCGCAAACGUGAUUUUUCGGGCAAAAUAGACCAGCAGACAACAAAUGCGUUGUAUGGAGGUCCGAUUUGCCCAAAAAAUCUUGUCAAAGACCUCUAAAAUAAUAUCUCCGAACUCGUUUUACUCUUAUCAGUGUUGCCCAAACAGCCAAAUUCCUUUGUUUUGUUGCAUUUUAUUUUCGCUACUUACAGAUUUCUGCCGAAACACGAGAGAGAAAGACCUACAAGGACCUGUUACACGCUGUUUACUGUGUCAACGCGUAUUUGAAAAGCAUUGGCUUCGGUUAUAAGGAUGCGGCUGGUGCCGUUUUGCAAAACUGCUGGGAAUUCCCGGCAAUCUUUCUUGCUGCGGUUUCUCGAGGUGGUUUCUUCAGCGGAGCCAGCCCUAUUUUCACAGAAGGUAAGGUAAAAAAGUGGCUCUCAAGUUACUAACAACAAAAAAUUUAGCCGAACUAAGCCAACAAUUCAACGAUUGCAAGUGCAAGAUCAUCUUUUGUAUGGAAUAUUCGCUUGAAUUGGCGUUGAAGACAAGGGAUGACUGUCCGCUAGUGAAGGUAAACGAGCAAUCCUCUCACAAUUUACCACACAUUUUUGCAGCAUAUUGUUGUAGUCGACUCUAAGCGCAAAAAUCUCCCUCCGAAUGUGGUGACCUUCGACUAUAUUCUCUCUCUGAACCCUCUGAACCACGAAAUCCAUACGAAAGUCGAUGUUGAAAAAGACAUCAUCGCUUUGCCAUAUUCGAGCGGUACUACUGGAGUGCCAAAGGGUGUUAUGUUAACACAUAAGAGUUUUGGCACCUUGUUACGAUGCGUAAGCAAGUAAGUACGAGAAAUCUUGUUCUUUCAAGGAGAAAACCUCUUACUACAAACUAUAGCAAAACAAACAAAAAAUCAUCAAUUUCUCUCAGCUGACAUAACAUUACACUUUGCAGAGUUCUGAACGAAGAGAUUCUUUAUCGAAUUGAUCCAAAUUGGGACUACACAAAAGAAUAUCUAGCAUUUACUCUCCCAUUCUACCACAUUUAUGGCUUCGGCAUGUUGUGGACUUUAAUCCGAGCAGGAGGACAAGCCGUGAUUAUUCGCAAAUACAGUCCAGACGUUUUCUUCAAGGCUGUGGAGGACUUCAAGGUGCGAUUCUUGUCUUUAGUGCCGCCUAUUCUUGUAUACAUGGCCAACCCCGAGAACAUGAACAAAUAUAACAUCAGUUCGGUGGAAUUUGUAAUGACAGGAGCAGCUCCGGUUGGGAUCGAGCUCGUCGAAGCGCUUCAAAAACGAUUCCCAAGUAUCAAACAGAUAGCUCAAGGUAGGAGGUACUCAUUAUGCUUUCAAAAUUUAAAUUUUAGCCUAUGGAAUGACCGAAAUGAGUAUGUCCUCGCAUAUGCCAGUAUUUGGAAGGAGUAAUCCUGCGUCUUCCGGCCGGUUAUUGCCAAAUUACGAGAUGAAGAUUAUCGACCGAGAAACGGGAAAGACCGUUCCGCUUGGCCAAGUUGGCGAGAUUCUAACGCGAUCUCCAACGACAAUGUUGGGAUACUUCAACCGGCCAAAGGCAACAGCUGAAACGAUCGACAACGAGGGCUGGCUGCACACAGGUGAUCUCGGAUAUCUCGACAAAGAAGGAUGGACUUAUGUGGUUGACCGAUGCAAAGAUUUGAUCAAGGUAAAAGGACUCCAAGUGGCGCCGGCUGAGCUAGAAGAUGUUCUACUUUCUCACGACAAAGUGAAAGAUUCGGCGGUUAUUGGAGUUCCUCAUCCAAAGUUUGGAGAAGUCCCAAGAGCGUUUGUUGUCAAGAAUGACCCCAGUCUUACAGCAGAAGAGGUCGAUCAGUACAUUCUUGGUAGGUUAUCAAACACAACAAACCGCUGAAUAAAAUUUCCAUCUAUACACUUGUAAUUUCAGAAAAAUGCGCACCAUAUAAACGACUGGUUGGAGGAAUUUUCUUUGUCGACGAAAUCCCCAAAAGCCCCUCCGGCAAGAUUCUCCGACGUCAGUUGAAAGACAUCAAGGCCAAAUUGUAA